Penicillium oxalicum is the source of this 1641-nucleotide messenger RNA. RefSeq names its product MDR family MFS transporter. Gene Ontology annotation, molecular function: transmembrane transporter activity. Gene Ontology annotation, biological process: transmembrane transport. Bases 1 to 1641 code for a protein of 546 amino acids. The record is from RefSeq and is a predicted model, not a curated record. NCBI's taxonomy places the organism in Eukaryota, Fungi, Ascomycota, Eurotiomycetes, Eurotiales, Aspergillaceae. The transcript is spliced from 8 exons.
AUGAGCGAAGAUAGUCAGCCACGUCUUCUGGAAUCCGAUCCCAACCCGGGGGACCGUGAUCUGAAAGCAGUAAAUUCCAAUCCAAGUGACAAUCGACUCAACAAUCAAAGCGAUGAUUAUGAGCCGGAAUGGGUGGAGGGAAUCACUCUGGUGAUGGUGAUCUCAGGUAUCACCCUUGUCGUGUUUUUGAUGCUGUUGGAUAUGUCGUUUGUUUCCACGGCCAUACCAAAAAUCACCACUCAAUUUGACUCACUGGGUGACGUUGCAUGGUACGGGAGUGCAUAUACAAUCUCCAGUGCUGCCUUCCAGCCGCUGACCGGGAAAUUUUACAACUACCUGUCAUCAAAGUGGACCUUCCUCUCUUUCUUCGGUAUAUUCGAAGUGGGCUCCUUGGUUUGUGGGGUAGCAAAUUCCUCCAAAAUGCUCAUCAUCGGCCGCGCUGUGGCAGGUGUUGGAUCAUCGGGCAUGAUGAACGGGGCGUUAAAUAUACUGGCCGGUGCAGUGCCGAUCAAAAGGAGACCAACAAUGAUUGGGAUCAUCAUGGGGGUUGGUCAACUGGGCUUAGUUGGAGGGCCACUGGUUGGUGGUGCUUUUACGACUUACUCGACUUGGCGAUGGUGCUUCUACAUGAACCUUCCUGUCGGGGCGUUACCAAAACAACCCGCCCGCGAGGUUCUACGUUCAGUGGUCCUUCGGAGAUUCGACUUCAUUGGGUUUGUGCUUUUCGCACCAGCCUCGAUCAUGCUUCUUCUCGCUCUACAAUAUGGUGGGAAUGAGUACUCUUGGGACAGUGCAACUGUCAUUGGCUUAAUCUGUGGAUCGGUCGCGACUUUCGUGGUUUUUGGUUUGUGGGAACGGCAUAUGGGCAUCGAGGCAAUGAUUCCGGGUCAUUUAGUUCGCGAUAAGAUUGUCUUUUUCAGCAGUCUACUGUCGAUGAUGAUAUUUGGGUUCACGAUGAUUCUCUCAUACUAUCUGCCCAUCUACUUCCAGUCUGUCCGGGACAAGUCCGCCUUGGUAAGCGGUGUCGACUUGUUGCCAAAUAUUCUAUGCCAGCUGGUCAUGGCCGUGGUAUCCGGGGUGCUGACCUCAAAGCUUGGCUACUAUCUUCCCUGGGGAGUUUUUGGUGCUAUUCUAAAUGCCCUAGGAAACGGCCUGCUCUCCACUUUGUCGCCCACUACCUCGGUGCCCAGUUGGGCCGGCUACGAAUCUUUGGUAGGAUUCGGUCGAGGUGCCAUCUCCCAAGUACCCAUGAUUGCCAUCCAGAACGCGGUCAAAGGUGAUGACGUCUCAACCGCCAUGGCUAUGAUGACCUGUGCCCAGACCUUUGGUGGGGCCAUCUUCCUGGCCGUGGGGCAAGUCAUAUUCGCCCAGACCCUCAGGCAGAAGAUCCCCGAGUACGCCCCCUCAGCGAAUGUCGACGAAAUAAUCGCUGCCGGUGCGACCGGAUUCCGCGAAAAUGUGUCGGCGCAGAACUUGCCGGGCGUGUUGGCAGCGUACGCAAAGAGUGUAGACUCAGUUUUCUAUUUGAAUGUUGCGCUAUCUUGUGCCCAGUUUGUUUUCGCAUGGGGAGUUGGAUGGAAGAGUGUGAAGAAGGAGAAGCAAAAGGAUUCGGAGGAGGAGAAAGUGGUAGAGUCGGCGUGA